AUGCAAGGUUGGGCAAAACGAUGGUUUAGCCUUUUACCGAGUGGAGUUCUCUCUUACUCUACUUCACAGGGUAGUGUAACUCGAGGUUCAAUUCAAAUUCUAGUCGCCACUAUUUCGUACAACACAAAAAUGCGACAAAUUCAUAUCGACUCGGGCACCAUGAUUUAUCAUUUAAAGACAUUAACCGAAGAGGAUUACGACAAGUGGUGUUCUGCAUUAAAGGAUAUCCGAACAAAUAUAGAUGACGAUUCGCCUCUUCAAGAAGAGUUUAAUAAGUCAAACAUCAGUAUGAAUAAGCGCCUUUCUUCUCGUGGUUUCGGUGGUAUUCAAUCUGACAAUAAAAAAAUGAGAGCAGAAAUUGACCAUGGUAUCGAAUCCUGUGCUAUUCAACAACAAAAUUUAGACUAUUUACUCAAUUCAAUUAAUGAAUUGGUUGCACUUUUACCCGGCCAUGGCAACACAGACCUUUUCAAUAAGUUAGAACAGCAGAAACUUCAAAUUCUAUCGGGGAUGCAAGAACAAAUAUCACAAUGGCAAAAUGUGCAAAAUUGCCUCAAUAGUCAACGCCGUUCGGGGUCAAAUUCACCAGUGGUAUUUCAACAGCAGGAUGGAUCCAUACCCGAAUAUGAUCCUGUACAUCGUACAAGCAGUAUCUAUUCCCACGUCUCGGGUUAUUCAGAUCAGUUCUUUGAUGCAGAAGAUAUUAAUUUAAGUGGUGGCGAAGAGUUCUUUGAUGACGAUAAUGACCGUGAUUCUAGUAUCGAUGACGAGGAAAGUACAGACGAAGAUUCAGGUAAUCACAAGUAUUACAUAUAUACUCUAUUUUUUUUUUUUGCAUGGAAAUUAAAAAUAUUAAAAAUAGAUGUGCUGGAUUUAACUUCAGCAGGUGAUUGCAAACGUCGUACAAAAUUACCUUCGCCUUGUCUUGUUGACAUCCCAUCCAAUUUCUCCACUGUGUCCAAAAAUGUCGGUAAAGAUUUAUCUUCUAUUUCUAUGCCGGUCACUUUAAAUGAACCCUUGAAUGCACUUCAGAUAGCUUGUGAAGAGCUUGAAUAUUGUGAAUUAUUAGAAACCGCUUCUACCAUGACAGAUUCGAUGGAAAGACUUAUGCUGGUCACGGUGUUCUCCAUUUCUGCUCACGAUUCCACACAGUACCGUACGACCCGAAAACCAUUUACACCCCUCAUGAACGAAACAUAUGAAAAUAUUCGACCUGAUAAAGGCUUUCGAUUUGUGGCCGAAAAGGUCAACCAUAAACCACUCAUUAUUGCUGCUCAUGCUGAAGCUAGGGGAUUCAAGUUUUGGCAAAGUACAAAGCUUGGUACGCAAUUUUGGGGUAGAACCAUGGAAGUGAUGACUCAAGGAACUUUCCAUGUUACUUUAACUGGACAUGACGAUCAUUACACGUAUUGCAAACCAUCCAGUUGGUUGAAAAACUUGUAUACUGGACCAAAGUACUUGGAACAUGCGGGUGAGUGUAAAGUAACCAAUACAACUACGGGCGAAUAUGCCAUGGUUACAUACAAGGAGGGUACAGGCGGUGGAUUGUUUGGUGUGCCCACAAAGCGUCAUGAUGUCAUUGCUACACUUUACAACGCACAAGGUAAAAAAUGUCGACGCGUGGUUGGUAAAUGGAGUGAUAGUUUGGCAGAAGAAGUUGGACUGGACAAGAAAAAGUUAAAUGUCUUAUGGAAAGCACAUCCUCCUAAUCCAAAUAGUGAAAAAUAUUUUGGUUUUACAAAGUUUGCUACAGAACUAAAUGAGAUGACUGAAUUAGAAGAGGGCAAAUUACCGAUCACAGACACUCGAUUAAGACCUGAUCAAUUGUUAUUCGAAAAGGGUAAUUGUUUGACUGACGAAGCACAAGUCCAAAAGGAUCGUGUUGAACAAAAGCAACGCGCAAAGCGUGCAGAAUUGGAGGCAGCAGGGAUCGAAUGGAAGCCAAGAUGGUUCGCUAAUAAUGGUGGUAGUGAUUGGGAAUACACUGGUCAAUACUGGCCCACACGUGAGUCUGGUAAAUGGCCCAAAGAUCAAUUUGAAAUAUGGUAG
Messenger RNA from Mucor mucedo, 2049 nucleotides. Its product is annotated as Oxysterol-binding protein-domain-containing protein. NCBI's taxonomy places the organism in Eukaryota, Fungi, Mucoromycota, Mucoromycetes, Mucorales, Mucoraceae. Bases 1 to 2049 code for a protein of 682 amino acids. The record is from RefSeq and is a predicted model, not a curated record. The transcript has 2 exons. Gene Ontology annotation, biological process: ER to Golgi ceramide transport; maintenance of cell polarity; endocytosis. Gene Ontology annotation, cellular component: cytosol; intracellular membrane-bounded organelle; plasma membrane. Gene Ontology annotation, molecular function: sterol binding.